AUGGCCGACGAAGAUGAUCACGGGAGGAGCAAAAGACAGCGACUCAACUUGCCAUCCUUCAUUCAAUUCACCGAACGACGUCACCAAUCCAACCGAGUAAUGCUUUCAUGGCGGGUUCUGAAAGAUAGCACAAACUUCGUUCGGCUUGAGCUCAUGGACCGAGCUCGCAACCAGUACAAACACCUCGAGCAGUCCCAACUGAAGGGUAGACUGCCCAAAAAGUCAUUUUACGCCGGAAUCGACAGUACCAACAUCAAUCCCGUCUUCAUUCGGACCAAAACGACAGCUUGUGUCGUUUCAGACCUCGAGAACAAUUACAGCGGGGGCAUGACCAAGACGUCCGACAGCUUUCACAAGGGCGUAGCUCUCGGACUCGUUGUGCCUACCUGCGACAUGCUCUGCACAGGCCAGAUUACCUUUCUCAAGAUCCAAACCCUCAAUCAUAAGGUGGCGGAGCGACAUGGAGUCAACUUCGAAUUCGCAGCCUCUCACUCGGUUGCAGAGUACUUGACUGAUCAAGACGACGACUUCGUGCUCGGUCGCCCAUUCUCUGUCUUCGUCAAAGACCGCUAUGCGGUUCCAGACUAUGCCGCUUUUGACAACACCAAGCCGGACAACUAG
Molecule: messenger RNA, 621 nt
Organism: Colletotrichum karsti
Lineage: Eukaryota; Fungi; Ascomycota; Sordariomycetes; Glomerellales; Glomerellaceae
Exons: 1
Coding region: 1-621 (206 amino acids)
Source: RefSeq, a predicted model, not a curated record